Molecule: messenger RNA, 2098 nt
Organism: Eremomyces bilateralis CBS 781.70
Lineage: Eukaryota; Fungi; Ascomycota; Dothideomycetes; Eremomycetales; Eremomycetaceae
Product: cytochrome P450
Exons: 3
Coding region: 174-1778 (534 amino acids)
Molecular function (GO): monooxygenase activity; oxidoreductase activity, acting on paired donors, with incorporation or reduction of molecular oxygen; iron ion binding
Source: RefSeq, a predicted model, not a curated record
GCCCACAUCUCCAUUACCACAAUGCCUCAUCUUACCUUUCCUUCUUUCCUGUAGAUUCGAUAUCACGAAUGGAACGGUUUAUGAUAUACGCCUAUCUUCGAGGUUUCGCCUUCGUUACACUUGGUCUUUGAUAUCAAAUUUGAAACACCAGACACGAUCACCUCCUCCGCAGCAUGGGAUUCCCCCUGAUAUGGGUUAGCUAUGCGUUGCUAGCCUAUGCUGCCGUCUCAUACAUUCGUUCAUAUCUAACUGAGCGCCGUUUUCAACAAUAUGCAAGACAGCAUCAAUGUGAGGAGGCUAGAAAAAAUACACUUAUCAAGUGGCCGUGGGCAUUGGAUGGCCAUUGGCGCGCAAUGAAGGCAGUGUCAAAAGGCGCCGACUUCUUCGAUGAUGUUAUUAUACCCCGAUACGAGGCACUGAACACCUUCACCAUAGCUUCCAAAGUCUUCGGACUGAAUGUACUGGAGACAAUAGAACCGAAGAACCUACAGGCGAUACUUGCAACCAACUUCAAAGAUUUUGAUCUCGGGGACCAAAGAAACAAGCAGUUGGGGGCAGUGUUGGGGCAUAGCAUCUUCACCUCGGAUGGUGAGUUCUGGGCUCAUUCGAGGGCCUUGUUCAGACCAUCCUUCAACCGGGAGAACAUCAACAAUUUCGAGGCGACGGCAAGGGCUGCUAAUAUCUUGGUCGAAGUGCUACCCGAGGGCUCCGGAGGGUGGACCAAGCAAGUCAAUCUGAUGGACUAUUUUUAUCGAUUCACGCUCGACACAGCGACUGCAUUCCUAUUUGGGCACACAACGGACUCACAGCUUGCUGCAGCCGGAAGGUUGACCACUGAGCAGGAUGGCACAUCCAGUGCGGCAAUUAGUCAAAAAUUUGAGGAUGCCUUCACCACUGCCCAGGAGUGGCUGUCAUUGCGGCUCCAAGCAGGUAAUUUUUACUGGUUGGUUCAGGGCCCAAAAUGGUGGAGGGCCAGACAACUUGUGCAGCAAUUCGUCAAUCAAUAUGUCGAAUUGGCCCUGAAUGCUCGAUCCCAAUCCGAGAAAAUGAACAGCGACAAGGAGAACAAAUACAACCUAUUAAAAGAAUUGGCAACGGAGUGUGGGGAUCCGAUUGAGCUUCGAGACCAAUUGACCUCUAUUCUCGGAGCAGGCCGCGACACUACUGCCGCGCUCCUGGCGUGGAUCUUCGUCGAGCUGGCUAAGAACCCUCGAGUUUUUUCACGCCUGCGUGAAGCAAUACUGUUCGACUUCGGUGAAUCGGAAGUCGAUGUCUCUAGCAUAACAUCUAGCAAACUCAAGUCCUGCCGCUAUCUGCAAUUCGUCAUUCAAGAGGCUCUUCGCAUCCACCCGCCUGUCCCCACCAAUGGGCGCCAAGCUAUUCGGAAUACUACACUGCCUGUCGGCGGAGGUGAGGAUGGCACUAAACCCGUGGCUGUCAGGAAGGGGCAGACUGUAGUUUAUUCCAUUUUAGGGGUCCAUAAACGCAAAGAUAUCUGGGGAGAGGAUGCCGACGAGUUCAGGCCUGAAAGAUGGGAAGGGCGCAAGAUAAGCUGGUCCUAUGUGCCCUUCUCAGGUGGCCCAAGGAUAUGUAUUGGACAACAAUACGCUAUCACGGAAGCGAGCUUUCUCACGGUCAGAUUGCUGCAAGCGUUCGACACCAUUGAAUGGCGGGGAGAGACUGGUCGAAUUACCAAGGGGUUUGGGUUGACAAUGUACCCAGCAAAGGGUGUGCCAGUGCUGCUCCGGCGCGCUGCGGCAUCAAGGAAGGAGGAGUAGGCAACUAGUAGCAAAGGUGACCGCUGAACAACCUCUCGCGUUCCCCCAUGGUUCCCCCGUGGUUCCCCCGUGGAGGAGCAUCCCACACCCCACGAUAUCACCAAUGCUUCUUUCUUUGCUUCUUCGCUCGUUUUGAGGAAACCAAGGUUCCCACGACCAUGAAUUGUAUACAGAACAUAUAAGAUGAGCGUCUUCUUGUAGUUUGUACGCUCAUUAAGGAUCAAGAUCAAUCAACACUUUCAAUUCUUGGUAAUCAAGUGCUCUCCUGCUGAAGUCGCAUCUCCAGAUCACCUGAUCAAAGGAACAGCUAUUCUCUAUCA